Neomonachus schauinslandi (Hawaiian monk seal) is the source of this 868-nucleotide messenger RNA. It is a transcript of the gene PIGF, whose product is annotated as phosphatidylinositol glycan anchor biosynthesis class F. Gene Ontology annotation, cellular component: endoplasmic reticulum membrane. The transcript has 6 exons. NCBI's taxonomy places the organism in Eukaryota, Metazoa, Chordata, Mammalia, Carnivora, Phocidae. Gene Ontology annotation, biological process: GPI anchor biosynthetic process. The record is from RefSeq and is a predicted model, not a curated record. The coding region runs from base 209 to 868 and encodes 219 amino acids.
GAGGAAUUAAACGCGAGCUGGAAGGCGGGGCUGCUCCCAUUGCCCGCCCCUCCGGUUCUGCCAUUGGCUGUGCGGUCUUGGGUCUCCGCCCCACAGGCCUGCGCCUGCGCGAUGGCCAGGGCGGCGAAUCGUACCUGGUGGUGGGAGGUAGUAGUCCCCGCUUCUCUUCCGCUGGCGGGAGAGUUAGAUAGCCUCUCAGGAAAACACCAUGAAAGAUACUGAUAUCAAGAGACUACUGUAUGCCCAUCUUUUAUGCAUAUUUUCAAUUAUCCUAAGCAUCUUCAUUCCAUCAUUCUUCUUGGAGAACUUCUCAAUAUUGGAAACACACUUGACAUGGUUGUGCAUCUGUUCUGUUUUUGUAACUGCCGUCAAUCUAGUAUUAUAUUUAGUAGUGAAACCAAAUGCAUCCUCUAAAAGAAGUUCAUUAUCAUACAAGGUAACCAGGUUUUUGAAAUGCUGUAUCUACUUUCUUAUGUCAUGUUUCUUCUUUCAUGUAAUUUUUGUUCUAUAUGGAGCACCACUCAUAGAGUUGGUGUUGGAAACAUUUUUAUUUGCAGUUAUUUUGUCUACCUUUACUACUGUACCUUGUUUGUGUUUGUUAGGACCAAACAUCAAAGCAUGGCUAAGAGUUUUCAGUAGAAAUGGAGUUACAUCCAUUUGGGAGAACAGCCUUCAGAUCACUACAAUUUCUAGCUUUAUAGGAACAUGGCUGGGAGCCUUUCCUAUUCCACUCGAUUGGGAAAGACCUUGGCAGGUAUGGCCCAUCUCCUGUACGCUUGGAGCGACCUUUGGCUAUGUGGCUGGCCUUGUGAUUUCACCACUCUGGAUAUACUGGAAUAGAAAGCAACUUACAUACAAGAACAAAUAA